Molecule: messenger RNA, 7167 nt
Organism: Pecten maximus
Lineage: Eukaryota; Metazoa; Mollusca; Bivalvia; Pectinida; Pectinidae
Product: neurofascin-like
Exons: 15
Coding region: 210-2270 (686 amino acids)
Biological process (GO): axon guidance; homophilic cell-cell adhesion; dendrite self-avoidance
Cellular component (GO): plasma membrane; axon
Molecular function (GO): cell-cell adhesion mediator activity
Source: RefSeq, a predicted model, not a curated record
UAGAGAUUCAAAGUUCAGUGCGAUCAUUGUAAGGGAAUUUUUGUAAGGAACAUCAUAUCAUACUAUUAUUCAGUUGAUCGUUUUGAAGUUGGAAGGUUAUACUUACCUGGUGUUAGUUGGGAGUUUACACCUGUGAUUGUGAAUUCAUCUGAACCGUGAAGGCGGAAGUAAAACAAACUAUACGUGAAGAUUGAACACUACUUCCGACAAUGUUUUCUAUAUACCUUCUCCUCCUGGGGAGCAGCGUGUUAUUAUCCAAUGCCCAGUGGGAUAUGGAGGACCUGGUACAGCCUCCGUCAAUGAAGAGCACAUUCCAACAGACUUACUACCUGGCUGAUCAUGGGAAGGUGGAGUUCAGUGUGGCGUGUAAAGCUAGUGGUAACCCAACGUACCGAUGGGAAGUGGACGGUAUUACGAUUCAUAACCACAUGUUUAGGAACUUGUAUUCAAAUGGUUCCCUGUUCAUCAGCGUGUCCAAUGACACCUUCAGUCCAUACGGUGUCUACCAGUGCUUUGCCAACAACUCUGCAGGCUCCGCCAUGUCCAUCAAAUUCACCCUCACCAAACCUAGACUCACUGGUUUCCCGACCAGUCCAACUGUAGAUCUCCCCAGAGCUAAUGAAUAUGACUACCAAAGAAUCAAGUGUAACUCCCGCCCAACAUGUAAACCCGACUGGGCCUGCAGUACGGAGUGGAAGAUUGGCACCGGGACUGAAAACAGCAUAGAUAGUACUGGACCACGUGUCGCUCUUGAUGGAGAGGGUACCUUACAUUUCCUGUAUCUCCUAAGGACGGAUCAACUACAGUCAGGUCUGUACUAUGGCUGUGGAGUGUGGAACCAAGUAAUGUCUCUCCUGACCAAGGGUAGUCACACCACACUCAGUAUCACCAGUGUCGAUAAUCCAGGCCUUAAGGAUAUGGAGCUAAAAUAUAACAGAGGAGCAACGGGCACCAAAGGAAAAUCAGCCGAAUUACAGUGUAUUUUCUCUGGCUAUCCAUUGCCAACAAUCACAUGGUUUGACGAGAACGAUGAUGAAAUAGUUCCUGGAAGCGGAGAUAAAUACAUGCUGUUGAAUUACAACAGGAUACUGAGAAUAAAGAAUCUGACACCUGGAGAUGAAAUGAAUUACAAGUGUUGGGGCACACAGAACUAUAAUGGAGUUAUCAAAAAGUCUGCAGUGGUUUUCCUUAACGUGACAGGUCCACCUCAGGCGAAUAGUGAUCAGAUGCAAAAUGUUGUCAAACCCAUAGGAACUGCUGCCAAGUUUUAUUGUAACACUACUUCUCUACCAGGCGAGCUGGAACCUGCCGUACCCACUUGGUACUUCAACGGGGCUCUAAUUACUGAAGCUGAGGUUGGUUUUGAACAACGCUACAGAAAAGAGGCAAAUGGAAAAGUCCUGAUCGUCAAUAAAGUACAGAAAACAAACACCGGCAGUUUCCAGUGUAUGACUUCUAACAGCGAAGGUGUCUUCAUGCGUGAUGCGACGCUUGUCGUUAUAGACCCCAUCGUGGUUACUUACACUCCUCCAGAGGAAAUGGAACUGCUACCGGAGGAAGUGAAAUACCUCGCAGUAGAUGCCACAACCGACCCCCUGUUUACACUGAAGUACAGCUGGUCCUUUACAAACAAGGAUGGUGACAUCUUCUAUAAUAACGAUGUUGGAGAUAACUUUGGUUCCAACUUCCCAGAAGAGCUGGUACUGUCCAGUGAUAGAUCCAACCUAACACUUAACGGUGCUAACUUAGAAGGAGGAGAAAUAUUCAAACUUGUAGGUUCCUACAAACUCCGUGUUUUCCAUGACCAUGAAGAGAAAACAUAUUUUUCCGAGGUGACCACUGAUGACAGCAUCAAUCCUGCUCCUGUUGUGGUGACUACUGCCGGAGGUUUCAACCCGAUCAUCAUUGCAAUCAUCCUAGGCGUCAUCGUCCUUUUCAUUGUCAUCUUCCUCAUCGUCUGUCUCCUCUACAGAAAUAGAGGUGGUACCUAUCCAUUGGACAAAAAAGAAUUGGCAGCUGGACAUGACCCGGAGAAAGAACUGGCUAACAGUGGUUUCCAUGAUCUGUCAAGAGCGGACGGUUUUGAUGAUGAGAAACCCACCAAUGAUAGAAUGUCCCUAAACGACAGCGACAAGGACUACGACAGUGACGAUGACCUAGACCAGGAAUAUGGCAUUGACUUCGACACUUCAAAGUUCAAUGAAGAUGGCUCUUUCAUUGGUCAAUACACCGACAGCAAACGUCACCCUCCAAACCAGUCAGUCGUCUAAGACUGUAGACUACUGUCAAUUACCCAAAAUACAAAUGUCCUUUACAGCUACUGGUCAUAUAAAUUUUCUAAAAAACAUUAAAAUUUUAAAUGAUGGUCAUGUCCAGUCUUAACACAGAAAUCAAGAUACUAACUGGUGCAAGACCAAUUUAUUUUUUUAAGAAAAUGAUCAGUUUACCAAAAAUUGUAGUGCUUAUCAAAACAAGACAGCCAUUUUGUCACGGCUUCACUUGGACAUUUUGUUUCUCAUGAUUUCGAGUAGCUUUAGGUGUAUUUUUUGUUGUUUUAUAAAAAAUAAUUUUACCUAAAGAUACUGGAAAUGUGGUUUAGUGUCAGCAGCCAGAAACAAGACAACAAGAAAAAAGAAUGUAAAAAAAUGAAAAGAAGAAUUAGAUUGUUCAAAUUAUAAAAAUACCACUAGGGGUGUAUUACAAAGUACAAAUCAAACAUUGUUUUCAAGUUUUAACAUCAAUUUCUGUACAGGAUGUUUUUGAAUGGAUGCAUUUUUUUUUUAUCUUUUUAAUUUUAAAGUUAAAAAAGGAUGCAUUUCUCAGAGAAAUUAUCUGACUUCAAUAUUUCAUUUUACAUUUUCUAAGUUAAAAAUGUGAAAAUAAUAUCCCUAGAAAUUAAAAGUAACUUCUCUUUAAAACUAAAAGAACAUUUGAAGGUGCAGUUAGUGAUUGACUGAUUUCAAUUUUGCAAAAGUAUGUAGUUAAAAAAGAAAAUCAACUGAUAAUUUGCUUCAGAAAAUUUUUAAUAGUUGAACAUCGGGAAAAAAUCUGUGUAUUCUCUAUUAUGUUUCUGCGACUUAUCAGAUGUACUAUAAAUGUCAAUAGAAACCUUCCAGAAAUUCCAGGUUUAGUAAUUGUAAACAUUCCAGAAAUUCCAGGUUUAGUAAUUGUUAACAUUCCAAAAAUUCCAGGGUUAAGGUAUUGUUAACAUUCCAAAUAUUCCAGGUUUAGUAAUUGUUUACAUUCCAAAUAUUCCAGGUUUAGUAAUUGUUAACAUUCCAAAAAUUCCAGGGUUUAGUAAUUGAUAACAUUCCAGAAAUUCCAGGUUUAGUAAUUGUUAACAUUCCAGAAAUUCCAGGUUUAAUAAUUGUUAACAUUCCAGAAAUUCCAAGUUUACUUAUUGUUAACAUUCCAGAAAUGUUAACAUUCCAGAAAUUCCAGGUUUAGUAAUUGUUAACAUUCCAGAAAUUCCAGGUUUAGUAAUUGUUAACAUUCCAAAAAUUCCAGGGUUUAGUUAUUGUUAACAUUCCAGAAAUUCCAGGUUUAGUAAUUGUUAACAUUCCAGAAAAAUUCCAGAUUUAAUUAUUGUUAACAUUCCAGAAAUUCCAGGUUUAGUAAUUGUUAACAUUCCAAAAAUUCCAGGUUUAGUAAUUGUUAACAUUCCAAAUAUUCCAGGUUUAGUAAUUGUUAACAUUCCAAAUAUUCCAGGUUUAAUUAUUGUUAACAUUCCAAAUAUUCCAGGUAACCUGUCUAAACAUUAAAACUUCUUUCUUUUUUUCCCAGAGAUUUGUGGAUCUAAAACAUUUCUUUAUUGUAAUUUAAACUAUACAUUCCAAUAUAUUUCAUUUUUCCCUGGACAAGUUUUCAGUUGUAUGGAAUUAUCUAAAUGAAGAAAAAAAUCUGAUGACUGGCAAGUUGUGUGGAAGCAUGCUGUUCAAAACUACAUUAAUUUAGUUUUGUUUUGGAGAGGGAGAGGGGGAGGGGGAGGGAGGUGACAGGGAUUUGAUAGAUUAGGCAUUGAGAUAAAAUUGAAAAGAUUUAUUUUUGAUUGAAGUUAGAUUUCCAUGCCAAUGAAUUUGUUGAAUGAUAGGGUGAAAGGUAACAUCCAUUCCUGUCGUAACUUCACCAUCACUUUUCAUUUCAUAUUUGAGGUACAUUCCACACUAAAUCAAUCAUUCCAUGUUACGUGGAAUUAAUAUUACGGUUGUGUUAACUACUACAGAGUGUUACUCUCAAUAAUGAAGAGGAAAAUCAAAAUUCUGUUAAUUUUUUUAGGAUUUUUUUUUGUUUUUUUUUGUUCUUUGUCUAUUUCAGAAGAAAAGUCUGUAUGAGAUUUGAGUAACGCUUAUGAAAGUUUUGUGUCCUAGCAAAUGCAUUGGUCCCGAGAUGUUUAUGAUUUUUAACCAAAAUGUGUUUCUGUAGUGUAGGUUUAAUUUCUUUUUAGAUUUCUAUAGUGAUAUAGGUUGAAUCUUUUGAUGGUUGAUUUCCAUAUAAGUGAAACAUUUAUCAGAAGUGGUCAAGUUUAUUAGUGGCAUUUCAAGCCGUUAACUUUGUGUGUGAAUCUCCAGUACUUUGAUAUUGAGAGUAUCAUAGAGAAAAGUCUAUCAUUGGGGAUUUAAUAUGGUACCUGUACCUGUCUGUCAACAAACAAAUAUUACAUGUAUCAGAAAAGAAGUUCUACAUUUCAGAGUGAUAUCCAACUUUUUUGUUGGCUUGAUAAGUAGAUCGAAUAUCUAAUCCAACAGGUGUCGAAUCUCAAUAUUUCAAGAUAAAUUUUUCAUGUUCGGUGAAAGAAACGCGUAAAUUUUAUGAAAAUUAAUUUUGUCAAUUUGGACCUAAUUGACUGGGGGGGAAAUAGCUGUCACACAAAUCAGAUGUAUAUUGGUGAAGUAUGAUACUGUUUGGAGUCAUAUCAUACGAUAGUCUUCUACACAUCUCUGUAUUAGUAGUUUGGUAAAAAUCUUAUUAUCACAGUCCCAGGUUUAUGAAAAUGGCAUCAGUAGACAUUUCAUAUGGCACAAGUUUUAUGACUAAUAUUUUCUUAGAGUAAAUUUAUUUUGAGACUUAAUAAACCCAAAAACACAAUCAUGUUAAUUGGACUGUUUCAAAACCAAACAAAGAUGAGAGUUCCUGCAGUUUUAUCUGAAUAUUGAAAGGUGCCAUAUUAAACUAGUUUAUAUUGUGAUGAGUGGCAUGAUUGUUUUAGCCACUCCCAAGGCCAGCCUGUGUCCUACACAACACUAUGUAUAUAUAAUAUUGACAUUAUAGUUGUAUUAUCACUUUGAAUAUCAUUAUUUUAAAAGUUUGAUAAACUAACAAUGAUUUUUAAGAGAAAGAUUAUGUAACAGAAAGUGAUUCUGCAUGUGUUUUAAGUCUUGAUGCUGAAAAAAAAGCAUUUAAAUGUUUUCGGUGACAUCUAUAAGUAUAGGCAGUCUGCCAAUGUAUAGCCUUGGGUUGAAGUUUGGGCUUCAGUUUCUUUUAAAGAUGAAAGUUGUACCCAUUUAUAGCUUUAUUUUGAAUUUUCAUGCCAAUCGUAUGAUCACAAGAUUUAUUGUCAUAUGAUCUAAAAUUUUGUUGUCACAUGAUCACAAGGAUGGUUGUCACAUGAUCAUAAGUUUUGUUGUCACAUGAUCACAUGGAUGGUUGUCACAUGAGUUUUGUUGUCACAUGAUCACCUGAUUUAUGGAGUAGUAUAAGCUUGUGUAAAAUUUCUCUGUUUAGAUGUUUUGUAUGUUUCACUGUAUGUGAUUCAAACCUCGUUUUCGGUAAAUAUUCCCGACAGGUAAAUAUUCCCUGUGUGUUUGUCCGGUACAUAUAUAGUUGUACACAAAAACAGUCAUUCAUGUGUACAUUAAUCUUGUGCUGGCAACAUGUACCAGUGACUUGUAAUUGUAUGAAGGUAAAUUUGUGUAUGAAACGGAAAUCAGCCGAAAACGAUUUUUGAACAAAUUUACCCUAUAACUUUUUUUUUGCAUUUGAUUAUAUAUAUAUAUUUUUUAACAAUGAAGAUGUCGAAGUUACAACUUAGAUUUACUAUGUAAGGGAACAAGAUCAGUCCAGUAUUACACAUAGGACACCAUUCCUGUGCAAUCGUUUGUUAAAUUGUUAUAUUUUUAUACAAACACGGGUUCCGCAGGUCUUGGUGUUUUUACAGCAGCCUCUGGUCGUCUGACAUUAGUGCCCUAAUCCGUGAGUUUUGCUGAUUUGCCAGGUCGGUCACGUGACCAGAGGACUCAGGUUGCUAUGUUAGUAGUACCCACUAGUCGUCAAGGUAGCAGUUACUUAACUACAUGACAGGCCAUGUUCUUUCAACAUCUGAGACAAAAUCCAGUUACAUCAGAAGUGGGGUGGACUAUCGACUUGAAUGUGUCGUCUUAUAUGUUGACAUGCAUCUGAAAGUCAGUUUGAGGGGAUUUGUCAACAGAUGUCGGAGGAAGCAUGGCUUGCUGUUGUUUAGCAACAAGAGUUACCUUAGCGACUGGUUGCCAGGUCAAACAUAGCAGCCUGGGUUAUGCAGGCCCUGGGCCAGGAACUUUUUUUGUUGAAAUUUUGUAAUAUUUUGUAUUUCUGUCAAUGAGUAGACAUAAUAUAGAUGUUUAUAAUGUGAUGAGUUGAUGGAAAUCGGAAGUGACCUGCCCUUGGUAUGCUCAGAUGAGUGCAGGAGACAAUGUCAUACCAUACAUCAAAUGACAAAAAUGCUAGAAUAACUUUGAUUUUAAUUAAAUUUUUUUUAUAAUUUCAUUUUCUCCAGAUUGUUUUAAUUGUAUUGGUUAUUCUAAAGAGAAAUACCAUCAGCAAAAGCAGUAUCAGUAUUGAUCUGUUAUCAAUAGUUUGCACUUUUCUAUAGAGGUAAAUGUUGGUGGGAGAUCAUUUCCAUCUGUCAAACUGUGAUACGUGUACAGCCCAGUUUUAAACAUAUCUACGCCCUGUAUCCAGAUGUAAACUCGAACACAUCAGUAGUUUACCUAGUAUAUUCUUAUGGAUAUCUCAAUAACACAUGUUGUUUUUAAUUUGGAUAUGAUUAAUUAUCUGUGCAUUACAUGUUUCCAUGGUAACAGUAGUCCACCCCCUGGCUGUAUGGGUGUGGUCCCCACAGGAGUAUUGAUUGUCCAGAAGGGCACGGUAUUUUUCCUUCCUCAUCUAAUCAAUAAAGAUUUGAUAUCAAUA